Messenger RNA from Aaosphaeria arxii CBS 175.79, 489 nucleotides. RefSeq lists its product as uncharacterized. Lineage: Eukaryota; Fungi; Ascomycota; Dothideomycetes; Pleosporales. The record is from RefSeq and is a predicted model, not a curated record. Gene Ontology annotation, molecular function: calcium ion binding. The transcript has 4 exons. The coding region runs from base 1 to 489 and encodes 162 amino acids.
AUGCGUCGCCUCUGGGGUAUUUGUGCUGCGGGUACGAUGGUCUCGACACUUGUUGCUCGGGGGGAGAUUGCAAUAUCUUCUGUUGCAAUUGCUACGAGGGCUGAAAUAUCUUGUACAGGAUGCGAUACAUGUCCAAUGCGUUGUGAAAAGCUGUGCAGGAAAGGCUGCCCAGAUAUCCCUGACGAUCCUCGAAAAUGGCCUUGGGCUGACCAACAAUGCGUGGUGCAAUGUUAUUUUCAAUGUAUCGCUGACAAGCAUACGCCUGCGGAAGGCUUAUUGGGAAGACGAGGGGACCAGGAUGAAGAUCAUUCGGAUGAGAAGAUGUUUCGAAUGGUCGACAUAGAAGGCUUGGGAUUUUUCAAUUACGGGCAGUUCUUACAAAUGCUAGGUGAAGCUGAUACCCCAGAGGCCAGUUCGAGGUUUCAAAGGUUCGACUCAGAUGGUGAUGGGAAACUAUCCUUGCACGAAAUGAGGUUGCAAAGAUCAUAA